This is a messenger RNA of Mucor velutinosus, 960 nucleotides long. RefSeq lists its product as uncharacterized. NCBI's taxonomy places the organism in Eukaryota, Fungi, Mucoromycota, Mucoromycetes, Mucorales, Mucoraceae. The coding region runs from base 1 to 960 and encodes 319 amino acids. The transcript has a single exon. The record is from RefSeq and is a predicted model, not a curated record. Gene Ontology annotation, biological process: regulation of DNA-templated transcription. Gene Ontology annotation, molecular function: DNA-binding transcription factor activity.
AUGUCUCUUUUCAUGCCUUUAACAACAGAUCAAUACCAUGCGAAGCCUAUGGCUAUAUCAUCCAUCACAUCACCCAUAAGCAGGUCAAGAGAGGACGUUUCCUCUGCUGCUACUGCGUCUGCCACUGCUGCGGAUACCACAGCUACUGCAGGGCCUGACUAUAACGAUGUCAACAGCUCACCUCCAUUGACUUGUGGGUCUCCUUCCAUCUCAUCGUCUCAGUCGGAUACCAUUACGCCUCCUACUGCAGGCAGUAGUAGCUCCAAAUCAGGCUCAUCGUCUCCGCCAUCGAGAACGUUCUCCAACUAUUCCUCGUCUUCAAACUACUCGUCUCCUGGUUCUCCCAACCAGAGCAACAGUAAUCUUCUCUUAACCAAAAACACGCGGUCCAACAGUACUAGUUUGCCUCAACCACCUAUCGUGGCAAAUUCCUUCUACCAUCCGUAUCACUAUAGUGGUAGCAGCAAUAGCAGCAGUAGUAACAACAACACUACGCAGCCGCCUCUGUCUAUUCAUGAGCGUCGUCUCCGUAACAAAACAGCUUCUGCAAAGUACAGGGCCAAGAAGAAUCAACAGCACGGCGAGAUGAGAGCCAUGAUCUCCACUUUAACCAAGGAAAAUGAAUUACUUUUACGUCAAUUGGAUCAUAUUCAACACGAGAACAGCCAUUUGAAGGCAACAUGCGAUCGAUUGCGAGGUAAAAUCAUGGCUCAAAAGAUGCUGAAACAGUACUUAGUAGAGAAUGAGCAGCAUCAGCAGCAGCAGCAACAGCAUCACCAUCGUCAGCAGCAGCAAAUGAGCAUGGACCAGGGCCACCAACAGCCUCCCAAUUGCUUUGUUCAGUACCACAAUGCAGCACCAAUAGUGAGCAGCAAUAGCAAGUAUCCCGAGAUGAAUAAAGAGAAAAGAAGGGGCGAUCUGAAUAUCAGGAGUCAGAAUGAAGCUAUGAAUUUUCAUUAA